Molecule: messenger RNA, 1809 nt
Organism: Mytilus trossulus (common blue mussel)
Lineage: Eukaryota; Metazoa; Mollusca; Bivalvia; Mytilida; Mytilidae
Exons: 6
Coding region: 447-1802 (451 amino acids)
Source: RefSeq, a predicted model, not a curated record
AGUGUCUUCUCCUUUGAUAUCACCUGGGACGAGCGAUCACAUUAAGAACAGAUGGUAGCAACGCCUUCAAUAUUUCAUACACAACAUAUAUAUUCAACAGGAAUGUACCAUUUUCCAUUAUUAUUACGCAUAAGUCUGGCUACGAUAACAGCAAAUUCUCCCUCUAGAAAACCUAUUUUUAGGUGUCGCUUACAACAGAGUGUUAUGAAUGGUUCAUGAGUAGGUUAUCAUAAGAUUUUUAUGGAUUAAGCAGAUAACUGGUUUUGUUAAACUAUAUUAUAAGAUACGUUUGUGAUCAAUUUUUGUAUUUCGGAUUAUUUCACUUAAAUAAUAUACCGAAUGAGAGAAAUGUACAAAGCUCCCCCGCUAACGUGAUUCUAUCCCGAGAUAGAUAUCUCUUACAACGAGUGUGAAAACAUAAGCUGAUAUACUGUGGAGGGUAAUUAAUGGAUGCAGGACCUUAUGAUAACGUUGAAUUCCCACCGGUUAGACCAGGGUCACAGACCUGGUCUGGACCUCAGUCUUCUACCAAAUUAUAUGGAUAUAAUGUGGGAUCUAGAGAUAGGGUGACAGGAACCGUCACACCCACUUUGGCACCAGUGGCAGAAAGUGAUGGGAAUGAUUAUAACGAGGAGUUAGCCGAGAUUGGUGAGCAGAGACAAUUGAUAAACAUUACAUCACCUCCUGGGGUACAAACUUUUCCCCCAGCAUCCCCCGGGAUUCAUCAAACUCUACCUGGAUUUCAGUCAUCAUCCUCAGAUUUUCAAACGACAUCUCCUGUCAUUUUUCAAUCGUCGCCCAUGGGAAUGCAGUCAUCAGGACAAAUACAGAAAAAGGAUACCGUCGUCAAUGCGAAUAAAGAAAUCUUCAUUGCCAAUACACACGGGAAUACACCUAAUGCAGUUGCACACAAGUCUGCGACAAUGCCUAACCUUACGCAACAGAAGUUCACGCCACAACCUUCCCCGAGCCUGUCACGGUCAGUGGUGGAGCAACCUAGAUCAAUUGCUAAAAGAUUUACGGAACUAGAUUUGAAUCCCAGAUCACAGGAUGUAUUUAGUAAGACGCAUGCAACGAAGGGUAAAGCCUUUUUAUAUAAAAGUUUGAUGGAAGAAGGCAAUAGAAUGAAGGAAAACGUGUGGGAUGUGAAAGGGAAGCCAGGCGAGAUGUUGUCAUAUGAACAACUCUUACAAGGCAUGUUGAUAGAAGGUGAAAUGUUACUGUUAGGAGGUUCAUGGUUACAGUUUUCAAACAUAGAUUUUUUAGAUCCUACUGGAAAAGAAUCAAUAAAGCCAUCGAUUGGUAGAGGAAGGCUAUGUUUAACCAAUCAGCGACUACUUAUUUUAUCUGCUGAUAUCGACAGUGAUGCCAAUUUAAAAAAUCCUAAAGAAACCGAAUACACAUUGGAAAUUUCAAAAUGUACGACAACAUACUUCCAGAACAUACCAUUAAAUGGGGUUCUUGCAGUUGAAUUAUCAGCAGUCGUUGGCAACAGCCAAGAGAGUAGAAUAGUCUCCCAGAAACCAUGCUGCUGUUGUGGGUUGUGUUCCUGUCUUCCAAGCAUAGUGACUGAUGAGAGAUUCAGUCUUCUUUUUAGUAAGAUACCUUGCUGCAUGACGACAUGGAAAGCUGACGUUCCCGUAUAUAAGACAAUCAACAAUCGCACAAUACAAAUAGGAGUAGUGAUGCCUCCGUGGCUAACACAGACACUUAUUGUGGUACACCUUCAUCCGGAUAUUCCUUUGACAACAGGACGAGAUUUCGUUUCCUUAUUGCAUAACCAUGCUCCUCGCAUACAUUGACAUUUUU